GGAUUGGGGAGUGGGCACCAAAAACCUUGGUUUCCAGGAGCGAGCCAAAUUUUCUCCCUCAAAGAGCCUCAAGGAAGUAUUUCAACUCCGGUUCUUGGAAAAUCCAAACCGUAGUUUUCUCCUUGCUUUGGCUCCUCGCGGGACUCUCAACCCGCGCAGGGUAGACGUUGGUCAGCCCCAAGCGAGACCGCCUAGAGUCCACCCGCUCCCAGGAGGGUGGGACCGAAACUCAGGAGCCUGGGCAGAGGGCAAGAAGUCGCGGGUGCGCGCGGACAGGGGGGAAAACUAUGGACCACAACUCCCGACAUGCCCUGCGGGCUGCGCCGAAAACGGUUGACUGAGAGCUCUAGCUUUAUUGCCCUUGUCGGCCAAUAGGACGCAGGAGGGAGACAUGACCCGGAUUCUCGGGGACCAAUGGUGGGGCAGGGGAGGCGGGUGCUUCCUUACUACUCAUCUUGCCCUCGGAAAAAUCCUAUUUCAAAGGUUGGGCCGGGGCGGGCUCUGGUGGGCCAGGAGAACAGAGCCGGAAGGUGCGGCGGCGCCGCGAAAACGGCGCCAGGAGGGUCCCGGUCCCCGCGAGGCGCGCGCCGGACGCCGCUGGGGGCGGGGCCGGAGGCGGGGCCUGGCCUCGUUGUGGAGCGGCUCGUAAUCCAUCAUGGCGGCCGCGGGGGUCAGUGUCCGUUCCUGAGCAGCGCCGGAGCUGGAGCCGGUUCCCAGGUCCUGCGGCUGAGGAGCACCGCCGUUGUCCACGGCCCCUACCUGCGGGGGGCGGCUAGGCCCCGCGGCGGAGCUCGGGGGAUGUGACUGCCCGGCGGCUGCGGCAACGUCCGGGGCCGGGGGAGGGGGUGUCUCGGGCAGAGACCCCCGGGCUCGGGGCAGCCGAGGCGGCCGGGCCUCCUCCCCCCUUCGCCGCCUCCCCGCUGCGGAGCCCCGAGAGUCUUUGGUCCCUCACCGCCCUGCGCCGGCUCUGGGACCCUGGGGGUGGUCUCUUCCCCCUGGACCUGGGGCGCCCGGCUUCCUGACGCGGAGGAGCGUCGCCCGAGUAAGCCGCCCGCGCCGCGACCGGCAGCCUCCCUCUCACCUCGAGCCGCCCCUGUGCCGGACCGUCCGACUCGCAGCCCCAAGUUGGGCCUCGGAGCCCCCCGUCUCCCCCUCCCCCCAUUAAAACCCCCUCCCUGCUGUCAGGGGGCCUCCCCUCCCCCAGGUUGCUCCCGGGAGCCUCUUCAUGCCCUGACUUCUCCCAAUGUCACCGACGGCGCCCCUCGUCCCAGCCCUGCCCCAAACUUCCAUGCGGAGGAGAAGUCUGGACUCGUUUCACCGGCCGUUUAAAAAGCGGACUUAG
Myotis daubentonii (Daubenton's bat) is the source of this 1342-nucleotide messenger RNA. RefSeq lists its product as uncharacterized. The transcript has a single exon. NCBI's taxonomy places the organism in Eukaryota, Metazoa, Chordata, Mammalia, Chiroptera, Vespertilionidae. Bases 1244 to 1342 code for a protein of 32 amino acids. The record is from RefSeq and is a predicted model, not a curated record.